GGGUUCUCUCUCAAGCCGUUCCUGCUUCUAACAAACACAAACUCGGAGCAGACAGGAUCGAACCCAAGGUGAAAGCUUAGAGCGAAUUGACAAUGGUGGUAACCAUCUCAUCUCCAUGGGGCAAGCCUAGCGCCUGGGCGCUCAACGCUGAAGAACAUGAAGCCGAACUCCAACAGUUGAAGAACCAACCAAACCCCGCCCUUCCCACCAAGCAGCUCACGGGGGAAUCUGGGUUUGAGAAAAACCUAGAUCUGGAGGUAUCGAGUGCGCCGGUGUUGUGCUCGUUGUUGUCGACGACGACGAUCUCAUUUGCUUCUCGGUUGUUUGAGAAAACCCAAGGCUUGGGUUUGCAGAGGCUACCAACUUCUACAAACCCAGAUGACAUGUCUCCAUAUCAGAUGGUAACAAGAAGGUUGCUUGAUUAUCCAUUUUUGAGGGCAUUUGGAUAUUGGGCACUCUUUGCAAACAUUGAAAAGGAAAAUAAUUGCUCCAAGUUCUCUGUGACUUGUCAAGAUUCAAAACCAGCUUCAUUUCAUGAAGCAAUGCAACAGCCAUGGUGGAUUGAUGCUAUGAAUGAAGAACUUCAGGCACUACUUCAACAUGGCACAUGGGAGUUGGUUCCUAGACCUAAGAAGAAAAAUGUAAUUGGGUGCAAAUGGGUUUAUAAAAUUAAACACAAGUUUGAUGGUACAAUUAAAAGAUUCAAGGCUUGUUUGGUAGCUAAAGGCUACAAUCAACAAUAUGGAUUGGACUAUGAAGAAACUUUCAGUUUAGUUGUAAAAAUAGGGAAUGUGAGACUAGUUUUGGCCAUGGCAAAUUACUAUGAAUGGCCACUUCAUCAAUUAGAUGUGAAAAAUGCCUUCUUACAUGAAGAACUACAAGAAGAAGUGUAUAUGGAGCAACCUCCAAGGAGUAAAUCAGCUAACUACUUGUUCCUUAGGAAAGAAGGUAUAAUAUUAGUCAUGAUUGAACACUCAUCACAUGAAAUGAAAGUAACUCAACAAAAGUAUGCUCUUGAUCUUUUGAAAAGAUUUGGCUUAGAUAAUUGUAAGCCGGCACCAACACCAGUGGCUCUUGGUAGUAAAUUGUCUCAAAAGGAAAGCACUCUUGUAAAGCAUCCUGAGCGAUAUAGAAGUCUUGUGGGAACUUUGCAAUACUUGACCUUUACUCAACCAGAUAUCACAUAUGUAGUAAAUCAAGUAUGUCAAUUCAUGCAUGAUCCACAAGAGGCACAUCUUCAAGUUGCAAAAAGGAUUUUAGGGUAUAUCAAAGGUACACUACAUAAUGGCUUGUUCUUUUCAGCUCACAAGACAAAAGUUGAUCUGGUUGCUUUCUCAGAUGCUGAUUGGGGAGGAGAUCCAGAUUCUAGAAAAUCCAUUUUUGGUUUUUGUGUCUUCUUUACUGGUUCCCCCAUUUCAUUGAGUAGCAAGAAACAACGAAAGGUGUCUAGAUCUAGCACAAAAGCUGAAUACAAGGCCGUGUCAGAUGCAACUGCUGAACUUGCCUUUGCUUGUGAUAAUCAAAGUGCCAUGAAGCUUGCUUUAAAUCCCGUUUUUCAUGUAAGGAGCAAACAUUUUGAGUUGGAUUGCCACUUCAUUCGAGAAAAGGUAGAAGAUAAAGAAAUUCAUUUGAGGUUUGUCCCUUCAACUAAGCAACUAGCAGAUAUCUUCACUAAAGAGAUGGAGCAAGGAGAUCAGGCUACUUUGCUGCUUUUGUUUGAUGGAGGAGAUGAGGUGGUGAUUGGCAAGAUGCCGACAGAGGUGGAACAGGGACAUCUGGCUACUUUGUUGUUGUUGUUCGGUGGAGGAGAUGAGGCGGUGACUAGUGAGAUGCCAAUAGAGGUGGAGUAGGGAUAAGGGAGAGGGAUGUUCGUUUUGUUUUUGACCUUUUUGACCUUCUGAUUAGGGUUUUUUAAUCUAAUUUUAGUUUAAAGUUAAGUUUUUUAAUGUAAUAACAUUAAAAAGAUAGGAUAAAA
Molecule: messenger RNA, 1975 nt
Organism: Rubroshorea leprosula
Lineage: Eukaryota; Viridiplantae; Streptophyta; Magnoliopsida; Malvales; Dipterocarpaceae
Source: the annotation of a GenBank genome assembly